Molecule: messenger RNA, 3585 nt
Organism: Plasmodium berghei ANKA
Lineage: Eukaryota; Apicomplexa; Aconoidasida; Haemosporida; Plasmodiidae
Product: conserved Plasmodium protein, unknown function
Exons: 2
Coding region: 1-3585 (1194 amino acids)
Biological process (GO): N-terminal peptidyl-methionine acetylation
Cellular component (GO): NatC complex
Source: RefSeq, a predicted model, not a curated record
AUGGGAGAAAAAAAAGAAUAUAUAGAUUGUUCUAAUCUUAUUUACAGUAAUGUAGAAGGCUUGGAAGAAAAUGAAGAAAUUAAAGUAGAAAAUUUUUUAUAUGAAAAGCAUAUGUGCUCUCGGGAAAUAGGAAAUGAAAAAUUAGAUGUAGGAGUAAACCCUGAAAAAAGAAUAACGAUAGAAGAGUGCGAAAAAAAAGGGUAUUUAACAAAAAAAUUAGAGUUAAAUCAUAUUAUAAUAAUCAUGGACUCUUUAUUAUUACAGCAAAUAAAGUUGCUUGAGGGAAGCCACCCUUUUUUAUCGAUCCUAAAUUGCUACUAUUUGCACAACUCAAAUAUAAUCCCUUGUAAUAAUGAUCCCUAUUUUUUUGAAAAUUUUUUUGGGGAAUGGAUUAACAAUUUUUGUGCUGAUAAAAUAUAUACUGAUAUUUUUAAAACUUCAAACAAUGAUUUUAUAAUGUUUGUGAAAAAUGGAAGAAAAUCACCAACCCCACCAAAGGAUGGUAAAGGAAAUAAAGAUGAAAUUGAUAAUAAAAAUAAGAUAUGUUAUAAUGGAACUAAUAAUGAAAAGGAUAUUAACAAUGCUAAUGAAAGUUGGGGAAAUGAAAAAUAUAAAUCAAUAUGUAAUGAAAAUUAUAUAAAGGAUAAUAUAUUUAUUUUUUUUCAACUUUUUUUAAUUUGUUAUUGCUCUAGUACUGAAAUAAUUGAUAAAAUUUUAGCAGACAAUGAAUUAAUACAUAGAGACGAUUAUAAAAGUGGCUUGUUUAAAAUAAGUGAGACAUUAAUAUAUAUGUGCCGAAAAAAACGUUCAUACAUUUUGAAAAAUAUGGUUCUUAUAAAACUAUGCUUUAACAAGUUUUUGAUAAAAUUUGAAGAAACAAAAAAUGUGAAAUUUUCUAAAAAAGGGAAAAGCUCAAAGAAAGGAAAUGUGUCGAUAGAUGAAAAUGAUAAAUUAAUUUAUAUGAUUUUAAAAAGAGUUAAAUUUAUUAUAUAUUUUGUUUCUAUACUAAGCAAAAUAGCAUCUGAAACAUCUGACACAAAUUUUGAAACAGUAAAAGAUGACUGCACCCAAAUCUUAAAAUGUAUAAAUGAUAUAAAUAAAGACGCAAAUUUUUUAAAUGACAUUUUUGAUGAUAAUAAAAGUAUUAUUUACAAAUAUUUUAAUAAUUUUUUUUUAAUGCAUAAAUUAAACAAUAUCUCAAAAAAUGAUACAAAUAUCUCUGUGAAAGGGGUUUAUGCCUUUUAUGAGCAUAUAACUAUAGAUAUAGAGUAUAUAGUAAAAAAUUUCGAGUAUAUAAAUUCUAAGUCGAUUUUUUUAGAUAUUGUUAAUAUUAUUCAUUAUAUAAAAUAUUAUUCGAAUAGCAAUAAUAUUUUAACAAAAUCGAUAGCAAGAAUUGUUUUAUAUCAAAUUAUGGACAGGUCAAAGAUACGUUUUGAUGGGAUGGAAUAUAAUUUAUUAGCACACCAAAUAAAUAAAGGUGGAAACACUCAGGGAAUGAAUCAGUUAAUUGGAAAUAUGAACAAGGAAGAAAAUCGAAAUGAAUGUAAAAAUGAUGAUAUUUUUGAAAAGAGAGAAGUUAAUGACGAAAUGGAAUUAACUGAAGGGGUUUCGUCAUAUGGAGAGUGGAAUAAAAUCAUGAAAGAUGAAGGGAGAAAAAAUGAAGGAAUUAUUAAGAAUGAUGUAGUCGAUUUAUCAAAUUCUCCCUCUGAAAAUCACGCAGAGCCAUGUGUAAAAAAAGAAAAAGAAGAAAAAGAAGAAAAAGAAGAAAAAGCAGAGAAUGAAGGAGAAAACGAGAAAAUGUUUGAUAUUCAUGAUCCUGAAGUUAUUGAGAAUUAUUAUAGGAUGCUUUUAAAUAAAUAUAUAAAAGAAGAAAAUAAAUAUCCAUGUUAUAAAAAUAUGAAUAAAGAAUUAGAAAAUAAUAUCAAAGAUAAUAUAUUUGUUAAUUUUUUUCUAAAUUUAUAUUUUAGUGAUACAUACGCAAUAUUAGAAAAUAUAGAGGAAAAUAAUUAUCCAAAAAAGAUAAGCAAUUCAAAUUUUUAUGUAAAAAAUAUAAUUUUUAAUGAUUUACAAUUUUUUGGAUUUUCACCAUCAUUGAUAAUUCUAUUUAUAAAUUUUGUUCAUAUCCAUGAAAUGUUUUUUUUUAAAAUUUCCGAAAUUCUAAAAAUAGACAAAAUGUUGAAUUAUAAAGAUUGUGAUAAAUAUAAUAAUUUUUUAAAAGAAGUAUUUAAUUCGAAAUGGUUAAAAAUGUUUGAACUUAAAUUGCGAUAUUAUUUUCCUUAUUUAAUAAAUUACAUGGAAAAAGAUAUAUCCUCUAUAGAGUUACUAAUUUUACUCGACAAUUUUAUUGAUAAUCUUGAAAUGGGGCCAUCAGAAAAUUCAUAUGAAGUAAAUGAAAAUAAGGAGGUCAUUAAAGUUGAUAAUUUGAAUAAAGAAAAUACAAUCACAAUUAAUGAUAAUAUAUAUGAUAAAGGUGUAGAUAUGAAAAGUGUAACAAAAAAACGACUAAAAAUUUUGAUCAUGUGCAAAAUAUUUAAUUUGUUUUUUGAUUAUGCUCAAAUAAUUGUAUCGAAAAUAUUAAAUUAUUCCUUUUUAUUAGGGGCUAGAGAGCAUGCAAAGUUAUUUAACUUUCAUAAAGAUAUACAUAUAUUAUAUACCUUAAUGAGAAUAAUAAUUUGUUAUUUUACGUUACAUAAUAUGAAAAAGGAAGUAAGCAGUAUAGAAAAUUAUUUUAAUUCACUUGUUAAUAAUAUAUUAAUUGAUUAUAAUUGUUUAAGUAUUUAUAUAAAUUUACAUUCAGAUCAAGAAUACGGCUUUGCAUAUUAUGCUUUAUCUAUGUGUUGCAAAGAACUAUUAAAUACUUUACAAAAACAUAAUAUUUCAAAAAAUAGUUCUGAACAAAUUAGUAAAAUAUCUGCUUAUUCAUUAUAUUAUUAUAUAUUCUAUUUAUAUUCUGAUUUUUUGAUGAUAUAUUUUAUUUACAUUUCUUAUACUAAUAAAAAUGUGGAACACAUUGAGCGUAAUUCAUAUGAUAUGAAAUAUAAAAAAUGGAAUUUUUGCUGUCCAGAUGUUUGCAAAAUUGAUUUUAAUAAUUUUCAAAAAAAUAAAUAUAUACUUAUUAAUUCAUUAUUAAAAAAAGAAUUAAAUAUUGAAUACACAGAUAAGAAUGAAAUUAUUAUAGGAGCUAAAAAAGGAAUGAAAAAUAUUGAAGAAGUCAAAAAAAAUUACAGUCUUUCUGAAGAACUUGUUCAAAAAUAUACAGAAUUAAUAAAUAUUAAUAAUCGUUUUAUAAAUUUUAAAUUCAAUAUAUUUAACACAAAAUGUAAAGAUAUAGAUAUAACUGGAUACUUUAAGCAGUUUAUUAAUAACAUAAAUAAAUCUAUAAAGGAAUGUCUUUAUAAUAACAAUAAUAAUAAAUAUAAUUAUAUUAAUAUAUAUUUAAAUUCCUAUUCUUCAAAUAUGAAGAAAUCUUACAAAAAUAUCCCUCCUUUUUGUAUCGAAAAUGCUUCUUCUUUUUUAAACCCACAAUACGAAGUGGUGAGCAAUCAUCCUUAUUUUUUAAGUGUUCGUCAAAAAAUUAAAAAAUAA